CCCGGCCGGGUUCGGCCCGGGGGGCGGGGGCCGCGGCCGCCGAGGAUGGGGAAAUCCAACAGCAAGUUGAAGCCUGAAGUUGUGGAGGAGCUGACCAGGAAAACCUACUUUACUGAAAAGGAGGUGCAGCAGUGGUACAAGGGCUUCAUCAAGGACUGCCCCAGCGGGCAGCUGGAUGCCGCCGGCUUCCAGAAGAUCUACAAGCAGUUCUUCCCCUUCGGGGACCCCACCAAGUUUGCCACGUUUGUUUUCAACGUCUUUGAUGAAAAUAAGGACGGGCGGAUUGAAUUCUCUGAGUUCAUCCAGGCGCUGUCCGUGACCUCGAGGGGGACCCUGGACGAGAAGCUGCGUUGGGCCUUCAAGCUGUACGACCUGGACAACGACGGCUACAUCACCAGGAACGAGAUGCUGGAUAUCGUCGAUGCCAUUUACCAGAUGGUGGGGAACACCGUGGAGCUCCCCGAGGAAGAGAACACCCCGGAGAAGAGGGUGGACCGGAUCUUCGCCAUGAUGGACAAGAACGCCGAUGGGAAGCUGACGCUGCAGGAGUUCCAGGAAGGGUCCAAGGCGGACCCCUCCAUCGUGCAGGCGCUGUCCCUCUAUGAUGGGCUGGUAUAGUCCAGGGCCCGGAGCUGCGAUGUCUGGGGAGCCUCCUCUGUGCCCUGAGGCCGCCUCUGCCCCCACGCCCCCGAGCCUCCCCGCCUCCCUCGGCCUCCGCACACAGCCAGCUGUCCUGGACGCGGGAGGCCCCGGCUGCCCUCCUCGCACCCCGCACCCACCCGCAGCCUGAAGCCACCGGCUCGGAUCCAUCGCCAACAACCUCUGCUUGUCCGGAAGACGACAGCACGCAUCGAAGCCGCCCCAGCUCUCUGCACCACCGCGGCCCCGGCUCCGGCUCCUCCCGCUCUCCUGUGUGCACGUGCUUUCCUUGUUCAUUCCAAACAGACGUUUUAAAGGGGAAAACACCCCCUUCGGUGGGAGGAGACGCCGGCCGACAGCUGGGGAGGAGGCCUGGGGGGCCCCACCCCGACGCCACCUCCGCCUCCUGGCCCGGGGGCCCCAGGGAUAUCAUUAGUCCUCCCGUCCUCGUGGGCGGCCAGCACGGCUCACCGCGCGGACGAGAACCGGCCGCCACAGCUGGUUGUGGGCCGCCUGAGGAUUUUAUAUCGACGUAUACAAUGCAGACUUUUUAUUUAUUGGUUGGUAACCGUUGCUGCUGCCUCGCGUGUCCAGAGCCCCAGGGGCACGGGGCCACCGCUGACAUGUGCCCGCCCUCCCCACCUGCCCGCGCUCGCUCGGGGCCGUGGCGGCCUGCAGCGGCCGAGAAGCCAAAAAACUUUUUUCUUUCUCCCCCCGGAUUCCGCACUUGAUGUUUAGAGUGGGGAACGGCAGGCGCUCCUUGCUGCCACCCGGGGCCUCCGUCUGAACCCCUCCCUCCGCCUGUGACCCCCCACCCGGAAAAUCACCUUUGCUUCCCCGGAGCAGGGGCGGGGGCAGGGUGGGUUUGCACUCAGCGCCUGCGUUCUCUCCCGCUCUGCUCCCCUGGCCCCCGUCUGCAUUUUUCCCACGAGACCGAGCUCCCUUCUCAGCUCAAAGGCUGGCACGAGAGGAGGGAAGAGGGUUCCAGCCGCCCCCUGCCCUUCGGGGCCGUGGCCCCUGCACCCCCGCAGGAGGCUCCUGGCUCCGCCUGCCGCUGACAUAAGGCGACCCCAGAACGGCUGCAGGCUUGAGGCCGGGGUCUGAGCUGCCCCCAUCUGCAGAGCCGUGAGGCCAGGCCUGGGUGACCGGGACCUCCUGUGCCGGAGCUGCGUUGUUCCCAGGCCCCUGGCUGCGGCUGUGUUGCUGCUGUGGCCUGAGGCUGGGUCCGCAGCCUGGCCCGGUUCGCUCCUCACACAGGUCCCCAGACACACAGCAGCUGAGGCUUGCUGGUGCGUGGGGUCUGCCCCAGGUGCCAGCUGUGUCCAGUGCCACACCUUAUCCCUCCCUGCGGAUUCCUCGGUCCCCGAGCUCAUCCUGGCCAAGGGAAAGCCUGCGGGGGAUGGGGAGGGGCCCUGGAGCAGCUCUGUUGCCUGCUGGGGGCUGGCCUGUGUCUCCUGUUCUUGCGUCCCCUUUGCGAAGUCACCGCCUGCCCCCGUCCCCGAGAGGAGAACGCUGGCCCUGGGAUCAGCCUCGGUCUCCACUCUGCCCACUCGGAGGCUGGGUCUCCCUGCUCAGGAGCCCCUCACCUGCGUGGCGCUCCAUGGGGGGCAGCUGUGCCGGCUAGUGCUGGCGUGGCUGGUCCCUGUUCUCCGAGCUGCUCGGCCAGCCCCAGCAACGCCCCCUCCUGCAUGGGCCGACCCUUUGCAGAGACCCCUGCCGGGAGGGCAGCAGCAGCCCCCCCUCCACAGCCAGGACGCCUCACCUGUUCCUAGGCCAGCUCCGACCAGGGACAUUAGGGCAGGGCGUGGCCCUGGGGACCAGAGGGUGGUGGGGGUGGGGGGCUUUCCCAGGUCAAAUUACUUCUCUGUGGUCUCUGCUGGGCUUUGUGGUCAGAUGGGGACGGUGCUGUUAGGCAUUGCGUCUUGGAGGUGUUGGGGGCGACUGGUGGCGGAGGACUGACCCGGGUCAGGUCCGCGGAUCUCUCCUGUGGCCCAGGCCUUCCUCCCAGCCUCCCUCCCUUUGCUUGGUUUGGGGCCAUGGAUGUGGCUUCCGGCCGUAGCGGUGGUACCCUCGGGCCUGCGGCCCAGUGUGUCCUGGCUACACCCUGGCCACGUUCACUUGAGGUUGCCUGGGAGAGACCCGUUUCUGUGCCCUUGCACCAGGCCUCCGGCUGUGGCCACAGCCUCAGGUCCUCAGCCUGGCCCCUCCGAGACUGCCCCAGCCCGAGGCCAGGCCCUGCACCCUCUGCAGAACCUCUCUCCUGGGCCAGUCUGCCAUGGCCUGCCCACUUCCUCCCACUCUGUUGCGGGUGACCUGGGAGAGGGUGGCGGCUCUCCAUCUUUAACCAGGCAGCGUGUAAGUGACACCAAGGCAGGGAUGUGGGGUCCUCCGUACCGACAUCGCCUCCCCUCAGCCAGCCGACGUCUAGGCAGGUGCACUGGGCAUUGGGGGGCUUUGUCUCUUCUCUGGGGGUGCCUGGGAUCCCUCCUGGACCCAGCAGCCUCUCUAGAGAAAGUCCCGCUCCUGCCAAGGGAAAGCCGCCCUGUUCCCAAGGUGGUUUAAGUUUUUAAGGGAGCCAAGGAAGCGUGGGGCGCCCCCUAGUGGCUUGCAUUUGGAAGUGCUCGGGGCCCCAGCUAAGAGGGAAGCUAGAGUUGGGGAGGUGUGGAGGGGGCCCCGUGUUAUGGGCAGUGUCCCCCACCUCUGCUAGGCUUUCCUAGGGGUAGGAGUUAAUUAUCUAAGGGCACUGUGAUGGGACGUCUUGCCCCUCCCACUCCGUUUUUUUUUUUUUAAAUAUCUGCGGAAUAAACCCGAUGGUUAAUUUUUGAAUGAAUAAAAUGCUUUUGUUGAAUAAACAGCUGGUCCCAUCUUGUCUUGCCUCUAGGCUCAGGCUCUGUCUGCUGCCCAGGAUGGGGGAUACACAGGCCCCCUGCCCACACCCACCCCGCAGCCUGGGCCUCUUCCCCAGGGAGGCCACCCCCACCACCCAGUCUCUGGGGCCGGUGUCCUCGGUCUGUCCACGCCCCCCUCCCUCCCCCAGAGUGUGGGCGUCGUAACCAAAGCCCCUCGUGGGGAUGCCGGCUCCUGGAGGCAUCAGCUUCGGGAAGGCACUCGGGCGUCUUUGCAAACACGCAGUGGAAGGCACCGGCUCCAGCUCUGGCUGUCUGUCUCCCCACCUACUUACCCUGGCGGUGCCCCCCUGCAGUCUCUAUGGGGUGCCGUCCUGUCUGUGUCCCUGGCGAUGUGGGCUGG
Molecule: messenger RNA, 3888 nt
Organism: Lepus europaeus (European hare)
Lineage: Eukaryota; Metazoa; Chordata; Mammalia; Lagomorpha; Leporidae
Gene: NCS1
Product: neuronal calcium sensor 1
Exons: 8
Coding region: 46-618 (190 amino acids)
Molecular function (GO): calcium ion binding; calcium sensitive guanylate cyclase activator activity
Source: RefSeq, a predicted model, not a curated record